Messenger RNA from Drosophila takahashii, 420 nucleotides. The record is from RefSeq and is a predicted model, not a curated record. NCBI's taxonomy places the organism in Eukaryota, Metazoa, Arthropoda, Insecta, Diptera, Drosophilidae.
UUACACAAAACUGUGUGCCACUGGAGUAUGAUGGAAAUGGAGUUGGAAAUGAAGGAUUUCAAGUCGCACUCCCAAUGGGAAACCAAUGUGGAUGCUGGAAACAGACUUCUGGAAACGCAGGCCCAGGUCGACGAGGUGGUGGGCAUAAUGAGGGUGAAUGUUGAGAAGGUACUGGAACGCGAUCAGGCUUUAUCCGAACUAUCCGAACGGGCUGACCAACUGGAACUGGGUGCCUCCCAAUUUGUUCGUCAGUCCGGCAGAUUGAAGCGCAAACACUGGUGGGCCAAUAUCAAGAUGAUCAUAUUUCUGGGCAUAAUCGCCAUAAUCCUACUUGUAAUUUUAUUGGUCUACAUUUGGCCAACUGGCGGUGGUGAAGGAUCGAAAGUUAUUACGGAAGGGCCAAAGAAGUAUAAAAUGUAA